CCCUCCCCCACUCCCCUUUCAUCUUCAGUUGUAAGAGAGUUCCCGCUACAGGUAAUAACUGUGCGGCGAGGAGGACUUUGUCUCUUGCCUGGAAAGAGGGAAAGGGCGAAGCUCUCUGAGCGCACAGGCAGAGCGUCUGGGACGCGCGUUCUGCUCUGCUUCCAGAAGAAAGAAAACUUUCGGAAGCUUUUCUUAAAAAGAGCUCCCUUUUCAGUUUGUUCCUUUCCCCACCCCCAGCCCGUCUUGUGCAUCAGCAGCCACCACGAAAGAGGAGCCAUUCGCUACGCCCGGAGGCUUCGGCAAGAGUGCGCCGUCGGUUGCUCAGCUCCCGCCGUCGUCCCCGCUCCUUUCCGCCGGAGCUGCGCCCUGUCCUGCCCAUCAGCAGGUUGUUGGCGAGGACUCGGCUGCCUCGAGGAGGAGAAGGAGGCUGCCGCCGCUUUUGCAAGCAGGAGCGCCGCAGGAGGGCGACUGAUCGCGACCCGUGUGUGCGCGUCCCUCCCCACCGCAGCCCAGGGGGAGGGGAGAGAGGAGAUGAGCCUCGUAUUGUUUCCCUCGUAAGCAAGUCCGCCCGGGCUAUGGGCUCCUCGCCUUUGUUCCCCGCGUGAGCGCAACUAGCUCGAACCUUCGCUCCCGAGCCAAAGGCAAACUGAGGAGCCCGCCGCCUCCUCCUCUUCGGGGGGCAACAUGGACGUGACCAUUUCCGAGCUCAUGGAGCUCUUUCUGCAGAGCCCCUUGGUGACCUGGGUGAAAACGUUUGGACCAUUAGGGAACGAUAAUGAAGACAAGCUUGCCAUGUAUAUGGACCUUGCGGAUGGAGUCUUCCUGAACAAAAUAAUGUUGGAAGUAGAUCCGAGACCCACAAACCAGCGUGUCAACAAGCAUGUCAACAAUGAUGUCAACCUACGGAUUCAAAACCUCACCAUCUUGGUCAGAAACAUCAAGACCUAUUAUCAGGAGGUCCUCCAGCAACUGAUCAUUAUGAAUUUGCCAAACGUUUUGAUAGUUGGCAAAGAUCCUCUGUCUGGGAAAAGUAUGGAUGAAAUUAAAAAGCUGCUCCUCCUAGUUUUGGGUUGUGCUGUGCAGUGUGAAAGAAAAGAAGAAUUCAUUGAAAGGAUAAAGCAACUAGAUAUUGAAACUCAGGCUGCAAUAGUUUCUCAUAUUCAAGAGGUAACUCAUAACCAGGAGAAUGUAUUUGACUUGCAGUGGCUAGAGCUCCCAGAUAUGGCUCCAGAAGAACUUGAGUCUCUUUCCAGAAAUAUGGUUUUCCAUCUCAAGAGGCUGAUUGAUGAGAGAGAUGAGUGCACAGAACUCAUUGUAGAUCUCACUCAGGAGAGAGAUUACCUGCAAUCCCAACAGCCACCCAGCCCUUUAAAAACUUCCAGCCCAGCCUCUUCGCCAAACCCAGCCAGCCGCCUCUCCAAUGAGGACAAACAGCAUCUGUCUGUGGAGCUGGCAGACACAAAGGCUAAACUAAGGAGGAUCAGGCAGGAGCUGGAAGAAAAAUCAGAGCAACUUGUUGACACAAGACAUGAAGUAGAUCAGCUAGUCCUGGAACUGCAGAAAAUAAAACAAGAGAACAUUAACCUCAUGGCAGAUGCCCGCUCUACUCGGGCCUAUAGAGAUGAACUGGAUUCCUUAAGAGAAAAAGCAAACAGAGUGGAGAGGCUUGAAAUGGAGCUGGUCCGGUGUAAAGAGAAACUGCACGAUGUGGAUUUCUACAAAGCACGGAUGGAGGAGCUUAGAGAAGACAACAUCAUAUUAAUGGAAACAAAGACAAUGCUGGAAGAGCAGCUGAUGAUAGCAAGAGCUCGUGGUGAUAAAUUGCAUGAAGCUGAAAAGGAAAACUUGCAGCUGAAAUCCAAGCUUCAUGACAUAGAGCUGGACAGGGAUACGGACAAGAAGAGGAUUGAGGAGCUGCUGGAAGAGAAUAUGGUGCUGGAAAUUGCGCAGAAACAAAGCAUGAACGAAUCUGCACACCUGGGCAGGGAACUGGAGCAGCUGUCAAAGAGCACAGAUCUCUCUGAUACAAGGAAGUCUUUUGUCUUUGAACUGAACGAAUGUGCAUCAAGUCGCAUCUUGAAGCUCGAAAAGGAUAACCAGAGUCUGCAAAAUAUUAUCCAAGAGCUCAGGGAUGCAUCGGUAACCUCUGAAGAGAGUAGCCUUAAAUUUGUGGAGCUACAAAAUGAGAAUCAGCAGCUUGGCCAGAAGAUUGAAAAGCUGCAGAACCAGAUUGAAAGGGAGAAGCAAAGUAAUCAAGACUUGGAAGCUUUAAGCGAGGAGCUGCUAAAGGAGAAGGAAGAGCUUCAGGGCAUGAUGGAGACCACGAAAGCUGACAAAGAGAGACAGAUAAAGGACCUAGAAAAGGAAACGGACCAUCUCAAUCAAGUGGUUUUGUCCCUGAGGCAGAGGUCUCAGGUCAGUAGUGAGGCCAGGGUGAAAGACAUUGAAGUGGAAAACAAAGUACUCCAUGAAACGGUUACAGAGACCAGUAGCAAGCUCAGCAAGCUGGAGUUUGAGAAGAAGCAACUGCAGAAGGACUUUGAGCAGGUUAAAGAAAAGGUGGAAAGAGUAGAGGAAAUGGACAAGGAGCUUCAUCGACUAGAGAAGGAGAACGAGCAGCUCACAAAGAAAGUCGCUGCCAUGAAGAUCACUACGGAGAAAGUAGGUGUUCUUGAGGAACAAAAUGGGAACUUGGAAGUGGAGAACAGGAAGCUGAAAAAAUCCCUAGACACCUUGCACAAUGUUUCUGUCCGGCUAGAAAGCCUAGAAAAGGACAACAAGGAGCUAGAUGAAGAGAACCUGGAACUCAGGAGAAUGGUAGAGACAAUGAAGUUUGCCAGUGCAAAAAUGGCCCAGAUAGAGGCAGAAAAUAAAGAGCUGGAAAGAGAGAAAGAGGAGCUUAGGAAAAAUGUAGAGAUGUUAAAGAUUCUGAUCAAGAAAUCCGAAAGGCUGGAGCUGAGUUACCAGAGUGUGAACGCCGAGAACCAAAGACUCCAGCAGAUUAUAGAGAACAGCAGCAAGAAAAUCCAGCAAUUGGAGAAGGAACUGGAAGGCACUGAAAUUGAGAACCAAACCCUCCAGAAAAAUGUAGAGGAGCUGAAGAUCUCAAAUAAACGGUUGGAGUGGUUGGAGAAGGAGAAGAAACUGUUGGAGCAAGAAGUGUCCCAGCUGGAUAAAGACAAGAAGAUACUGGAGAAGGAGACAAAAAGACUUUGGCAGCAGGUGGAGCUGAAAGAUGUUAAUUUGGACGAGAACACUGCAGAACUGGCAGCAAUGGAGAAGGAAAACAGAACACUAGAAAGAGAACUGGCUAGGUCCAGAGACUUGUCUCAUAAGAUGAAAGAAUUUGAAAAGGACAAUAAAGAUCUCCUAAAGCAACUUGCCAUUGACAAGAGAACACUAGCUACAUUGAGAGAGGAUUUGGUUCUUGAGAAGUUGAAGAGCCAGAGAUUGUCUAGUGAGAUGGACAAGUUGGACCAGGAACUGGAGAAGAUUGGAUUAAAUAAGGAGCUGCUCCUAGAGACUGAUAACGGCAACAAUGACAAGAAGUAUAAGAUACUGGAAAGCAAAACUGAAUGUGACCUAAAGACAACGCUAUCUGAUAAAGAAGAGAAAAUUGCUGUAUUGGAGGCCCAGCUGCAAGAGUUUCUCACCUUGAAUCAGCAGUUACAGAAUGAACUGAACACUAUGAGGAGGGACUUUGAAGGUGUCAAGCAGAAGCAAGAGGAUGGAAUCCUUCUGCAGAAUUCAUUGAAGCAGCCCAAUGAAGAUUUGGUUUUCUGUCAUCAGACAAAGGAAAAGUGGGAAAAGGGACACAAAGAAGCAACAAUGGAGCUUCUGAAAGUGAAAGACAGAGCUAUAGAAUUGGAAAGGAAUAAUGCAGCCUUACAUGCAGAGAAGCAGCUUCUGAAGGAGCAGCUAAGACAUUUGGAAACUCAGAACACCUCCUUCAACAAUCAGAUCCUGACACUACAGAAGCAAAAUGCCUUCCUUCAAGAACACAACACUUCCAUGCAAACACAAACAGCCAAGCUCCAGGUGGAGAACUCAGCCCUAAAUUCCCAGAGUGCCUCCUUGAUGGCCCAAAACUCUCUACUCCAAAACCAGCAGCUGACCAAGGAGAACGAAUGUGACAAUCUGUUGAAGCAGAAAGAUCAGCUCAAGGCAGAAUACGAGUCCCUCCUGCAAGACCACGAGCACCUGGCCUCGCUGCAUGAGCGGCAGUCGACAGAAUAUGAAAUGCUGAUAAAGCAGCACAGCUGCCUCAAAGCGCUCCACAGAAACUUGGAUCUGGAGCACAAAGAUCUUGGAGAAAGAUAUAACGGCUUGAUACAACACAAAUCCAAACUGGAGGAGCUGGAAAUGGUUUUAAAAACAGAAAAAGAUGUUCUGCAGCAGGAAAAGAGAGCAAGUGCAAUAGUGACCGCGGAGAACCAGAAACUGAGAGAAGAGCUGGAAAGGGCUAAUUUCUUGCACAGCAAGCUCAAAACAGACUACGAGGGGCUUCACGUCCACACCAAGGAACUGAAAAUCUCCUUAAAUAGCUCCCAGCGAGAGCUGAACCGCUGUCAAGCGAGCUAUGAGGAGCUGAAGGAGCAGUACCAGACCAUGGACAUUUCCUUUACUAAAUUGGACAACCACUGUGAGCUUCUGGCUCGUCUAAAAGGAAACUUGGAAGAAGAGAACCAUCAUCUCCUGAGUCAGAUCCAGAUGCUGAGUCAACAGAACCAAAUGCUGUUGGAGCAGAACAUGGAGAGCAAAGAGCAGUAUCAUGAAGAACAGAAGCAAUACAUUGAUAAACUGAAUGCAUUAAGGAGACACAAAGAAAAGCUGGAGGAGAAAAUAAUGGAUCAGUAUAAGUUUUAUGAUCCAGCUCCAAAAAAGAAAAACCACUGGAUAGGAGCUAGAGCCUUGGUUAAACUCAUGAAGCCAAAGAAAGAAGCUACAAGAGAACGGUUGAAAUCCUCAGUAGAGAGCCCUCCGUGGCACUCAGAAAGCACAGACACAGCCGGGUCACCAUCACCUUCUCAGCUGCCCAAGCAGCAGGAGAAUCUGGAGAACACCUCCGCAGAGUCUGGCUCAGUGGAAGGCAGAGAGCAGAAUAAUGGACCUGUGGGGAAAGUGAAUUCAAAGCUGAAGAGAAAUUCUCAUUAUGGAGGCAGCAGUGACCACAUUGAAAGUGCAACAGACUCUGCUCUUAAGCAGUGCUACGUGGAACCAAAUUCCAGGACUUACUCUGCCUCAGCCGCCCACUUGGCUGCUCCUGGUUCUACCUCCACCUCUAGACAACAAAACAGAGCCAGAGGCCAUAAUUCAGAGGGUGACCUGUAUGAAAACUUCCCUGAGGUAGAGCUUUCAAGCAGGCAGCACAUAUCAAGGCCGAAUAGCUUAGAGAACAGUGAAAAUGCAUCCUCCAGCAGCUCCCCUCUGAACUUCAAGGGUUCUUUUGACCGUAUUCAUGGCAGAUCAGAGAGUCUCAGUAGUGAAGACACGGUGCUGACUAAAGACACAUCUGGCUCACCUAGAGACGGCCUUUCCUUUCCCACCUCUUCUGCUCUUGGGGGCUCAAACACUAAGCACAAUGCCUCCCUUACCAGGAACUCUGCGUUUUCAUAUGAUAUAUCUCAGAAAAGUAACCCAGCCCCUGCACAGUCUGCUAGGCAUCGACCUGCUUCUCCGGGCAGUGAGUUGGUGACUUUGGAAGAAUUCCUGAAAGAAAGCCACAGAUCAACGCCACUUAAUGACGCAUCCAGCAGAGACGACUUCCUGAGUGACUAUUUCAGAAAAGCAAAUGAGCCUCCAUCUAUUGGAAGUCAGCUUUCUCAGGCAAAUAGGAAGGAGGCAGCCAAGAUGCCCACCAUCUACGUCACACCAACUGUAAAGAUGUCUGGUGCUAAUGAAGACGGAAGGCUAGCCAAGCCAGGCCACUAUGUCAAACCAAACCUUCGGCCAACAGAAUCUGAGUUUGCAGCAAACUCCUCCAGUUCCUACAAGCUUCCUCCUGCAUCUCAAAGGGGAUCGAGGCAAGUGGCACAGUCUUCUCAGCAGGGCAGUAACGUGAGCAAGCAGAGCGCAUCGUUGAACCGUGCAUUUAGCUUGGCUUCCGCAGACCUCCUCAGAGCCACUGGUCCAGAGGCAUACAGACGCUACGACAGCCUUCCGAAGCCUGUGACUGCCGAUCUCCAGCUGGGCAAGGACUUGGAUAGCCAGACCUCUCCGCUUGCUUUAGCAGGAGGCUCCCAGGUCUCGCUGAGAGAGAGGCCGCAGUCUGCAAAGGUGACGGGUUCUCUGCAGGGUGUUAAUUCUCGCUGCCGGCAGCUUGAUGUCAGACGGCUCUCUCUUGCGCCUCCAAAAGAUGAGAAGUCACUCUUGUCCCCUCCGUUUUCUUACUCCCCAACCACUUCCAAGGAUGACCUGAACUCCCAGCCACAGGAACAAGCCAAGCCAGGUUUGGAGCAGCACUGCUCCCCUCCACAAUACGCUGCUUCUAAGAUCAAAUCCAAACCGGUGCUGCGGUCUGGGGAAGUGGCCACAGUGACUCCUGUCAGAAUUGUCUCUGGCAGCACGGAAGGGAGCAGCCCCCAGGGGGCGAGCCCAAGUGAGGCCUCUCUUACCAAAGGUCGAUCCCCAGAAAAUAAAAUUCCAGCUGGAGGCACUGAAGAAGCAAACAGAGGGGGCAGCUCCCAGAACCCUCCAUCAUCACCAGAUUCUCAUGCUGAUCAGCAGACUGUUUGGUAUGAAUAUGGCUGUGUGUGAUGUCCUUACCUUCCUCCCCUCAACCCCAAAAAGAGAUGUACAAUAUGUGCUUCACUACUGAAAAUUUGGUGGCGUCAGGCGUGAUGGUGCCUCUAAAUACAGAGCUACCUACCAGUUGUCUUGACUCUCUUCUAGAUGCUAACGUACAGCCUUGCUUGGCCUGACGCCUUCCAGGUGCUUUGGACUACCAGCUCCCAUCAUUCCUUGCCAGCCUUAGUGGCCAGGGAUGAUGGGAUUUGUACUCCAAAAUUAUCUGGAGGGCACUGGGUUGGGGAAAGCGAGUGUAAUGGAACGAAAUGCAUUGGUGUACACUCGAGGCGAAAGAUUGAAUUGCCAAAUGCAGCUGCUGCUCUUGUGCCUAGAUGACCAUGUGGACAGAUCAAGCGUCUCCAUUUCUUCCUGCUCUCCCUCAAAGCCAGGAAUUAAGCUGAACUCCUGGAAGCACAGAGUCCUGGCAGUUUUGCUUCCCUUUAACUCUCCUGCUGGCCCUGUUUCUCUUCAUUAAUUGGAAAACUGCAUAUGUGUGUGUCUUUGCCUACUGGGUUCAAGCCUUAAUAAAACGUCACCUGACAAAACAGGCACCUCCCUCCUAUUUCAAAAUGGCAGGCAAUUUUUACUAAGCUGUAAGUCUUACUGGGUCUGGCUUGGAACAGCUGCUGUUUUAAAAAUGAGGUGACUAAAACGUAGAUGUCUCUGUCUCAACCCUUCCCUCUGAUGGCUGUCACAGUACAUUAGGAGGCCUGUUCAAUGUCCUGGGGUUGUGUGUUGUUGUUUUUACCGCACCUGCAUUGUGGUGCAGUGGAGGUGCUGCCUUUUUUUCCUAUAUGGCUAACGUUUUAUGAAAAACACUGGAACGGAUGCACUGUUCUUGUGGGGUAAUGCCUCCUUUAAACAGUGACUCCAUGCACUAGACUGAUGUGUUCACUACUGCAAAUGUUAAAUUUCUGUGUGGAUCUGCUGGGAGCCAAGGGGAAAUGAACAGAUACUGCAAUUCUGCUUUCCUCCUAAUGUGUACAGUUGCUUGUAUCGUAAAUGAUACGUAGCAGAUUCUUUCGAUGACUUUAUGAUUGCUGCAAUCUUCAGGCUAGUUUUUCCACUGGAGCCAGUCAUUUUAAGUAGUUGAUAUUUUCAGGCCCAGAUUCUAACUGGAACUGUGUAGAAACCAAAACACAUUUCUAUGCACAUGAAACAAAUACUUUUUUAUUAAAUCAUAUUUAUGCCCAGCUGAAAGACUUUUUACAUUUCAGGAGCUUCACUGAGUGCUUAUGUAUAUCUUGAGUGUUUUGUGUGGUUCUGCUGUUUUUAUUGUAAAGAUGCUUCCCCCCCCCCCGGGUGUGACAGAUUACCUUCAACAGAAUUGUAAAACUUCUCCUGAUUUGUGAUUUACUAUAGUGAGAGAACACACAAAUCUGUAACAAUUGCACAUAACCGGUGACUAGUGUGUAGCAGAUCAUAUUGUGAAAAGAGCGAGAUUGUUUAUAAUAAAGCCUUUUUGAAAUACACGUUUCUGUCAAUGUCUCUCCGGAGGAUUGCAUUAACAGCCAUUCCAAAAAGGAAAAAAGGUGUUGGUUGACAAGUUGUAAUUUUCAUUCCCUCUUACUAAUAUUUAUAGAAAGGCUUCCCACAUUUGCCUCCAGACAGUGUCCUCCAACUUCCUUUCUAGGGUAUAAUAUUCAAAUACAGUUUUAAUAAUAAAUUCAUAGUACUUUUAAUAAAGGGUUCCCAUACAUGCAUUAGACCUCUUCUUUGACAGGUACUGAGAUUUUGUGAAUGAUCUCUUAAUCUUUUGGCUUUGUUUUUUGUCUCUUGAAGCUUGAUUACAUAAGUCAGCCUUUCCACAGAUGUUAGUAACUUAACUAGUCAAUCUGCAGGGUUCUAUACAAUUCUCUGGGUGGGCUCUGUCCACAGGCCAGCUGCUGGCUUUCCUCUUAUAUCAAAGAGAAGGGAAGGAAUGGGAGAAACUGAGUUGUACUUAUUAAUGGGGAUGUGCACAGUUAAUUAAUUGUGCCUGACUUUGAUAGACAGUAAUACCCCCGCGAACAUCCGCCUCGUCUAGCGUCCAUUCCAGCGAACGUCCGCAGCAAACCCGGAAGUGCCGGAACGGGUUACUUCCGGGUUUGCCUCUCGCGCAUACACAGAAGCACAAACGGCUCCAAGCACAUGCGCAGAGGCGGCGCUUUGACGUGCAUCAUUUUGGGGCUCCGGAACGGACCCCGGUCGCAAAACAAGGUACGACAGUAAAAUGCCCCACUCAGCUACCAAGAGUCAGGCACUUGUGAAGCUGUUAGUAAUACUCAAACCCAUUGAAAUCAUUGUGGACUUCAAUUCAUUUCAAUGGCGCUACUCUAUCACCUAGUAACUUUACCAAGCUUACCCAGUGAAUUUCACAGCUGUACCAUCGCUAAGCCUUCCUAUUGUUUUAUUCCUUUUGCUGGUUGCAUUCUCUUAUUGUUGAACUAAUCGACUGUUAGCUGUUAAUAGGAGUCCAAUCCAACUCCUCUCCUCUGCGCACACAAACGUCCCUCCCAUAAACACAGCUCUACUCUCAUGGCAACUUUGGAGUAGAAGCAGGAGGGUCAGCCAAGGUGGACAGACAGGGAGGAGCGGAUGUGGUAGGGGACUGAACUAUAUUAAAAACUCACAAAUUAUAAGCUUAGUCAUAAAGUUGCUCAAUACAUUGGAAUAUCAGACACAGAAAGAACUGCAAGCAAAGAAUCCAUAUUUCAUGUUCCCAAAUACUAUUUCAGCACAGAUGAGGAGACAGCAACUUAAUGGGGGAAUGUCUUAAAUUAUAAUGGUCCUUCUCCAAAGUUGGGCAAGUGGAUAUCUGCUCUGGAGGGUCUCCCAACCCCCUGGUGCAGAUUUUCAGGAGCUGCACGUGGAAGGAAAGAUGGGGAAGUGUGUUGCAUCAGCAGAAUUGCAACAUUUGGGCAGGGAACCCAGCAGUUUACACAUAAUAAUACACAAAUUAUAAGCUAUUAGUCAUAACAUUAGAACUUCUUUCUACUCCUCUGACACAUUGCAUAGGUCUGGGGUAAGCAUAAGCUCCCUCCCCAGUCCCGAUCGUACCCACUACAAGUUUCUUCACUGUCCAGCAAAGCGGGAGGAGCCAGAGUAGUAGUAAGUAGUAGUAAACUUUAAUGCGGUCAAAGACCAGCAAAAGAAUAAUACAAUUCAGUUCAUACAUUAUAAUAAUAUUGAGCACUACACAAUUUUAAAAUUUUAUAACAUAUUACAUGGCUGUUAUAAAUCUGAGCCUUUGUCGCCUCUCCAUCUGCUAUGGGUUAACUAGGAACUUUAUCUUUGGUGGUUGCUUUCGUCAUGGCAUGUCUUAUUCUUGUCACCAAGUAGCAAUAUUUAGCUACAGCCCUAUUGGUCUCUAUAUCUGUGUCAGCUAGCAGAUGAUUGGUGUAAGCUUCUCCUGAUCGACCGGGCUGUUUGGCUAGGAGCAGUUCAAUUAGCUCUUUUCUCGUCUCUUGGUAUAACAAACAAUGUAGCAGAACGUGCCCGAUUGUUUCAAUCUCUUUGUUGUUACAUGGGCAUAAUCUUUGAUCAAAGGGAGUCUUGUUAUACCUACCAGCUAAUAGUGCUGAGGGGAGAGCGUUGAAGCGGGCCCUAGAAAAUGCCCAGCGAUGUUUAGGAUUAUCUACCGACUUAAGGUAAUUUGCCAAAUAAAUCUUUCGAUGGUCAUAUAGGUGUUGUUAAUUUGUAGAAAGCCUGGUAAAAUCAUUUUGUAAUUUGUUGUCGGUGAUUCUUUCCUUGAUUAAAUUUUUCGUCCUCCCCAUUUCCAGACUUAGGAGAUGCCCUGCUGAGAGUCCGUAUCGGACCAGCUUCCUAAGGAUGCUCUUCUCCCAACUUGAUUGGAAUUUGUCACAGUGUAUCAGAGGGAGAAGGCCAGUGGGUGUCUUGUUAAGUCUUAGCCACAGGUAAAAGGCAGAUUGCCAUACCUUUGCUUCAACUCUUAAGGAGCCAGGAGCAAUCCAUCCAUCCUCUUGACUUUUCACAUUUUUCUCCCUGUAAAUUGUAGCAUGUUUUAGAUGAAGCUUUUCCUUUUCACUUCCCCCCUUGUUUUUUUCUACCAUCAUACAACUGUUUCCCCCCUUGAUUGUAUUAACAACCUUUUCAAUAGAAACAGCAGUUGGCAAGCUUUCUGGUUAUUAAAUUAAGGUCUGUGUGUACUGUCUGUCAAUAAGAAAGGCAAAACAAUAUUCCCAUUAUGUUAUUUAAAGGUGAUGAUAUAAAUAUUUUAAAUAAAUGACUGGAAUGCAAAAGAGAUAUUGCAGAAUUACAAAAUGUGUACAAACGCAUAACUAAAAUUCUGAAGGGGGGUAGAAGUCCCUGCUGGGGAAAGACUUAACACAUUUGAUCCCCGGGAAUGAGCUGGAGGUACAUGAGGCCAGUAGCUUUCUGAAGCUAAGCAGGUCUGUGUCUGGAUGGGUGAAUGACUGUGUGGGAACCACAUGUUAGCUGUCAUAGAAUGACUUGUAGAGUUGGAAGGGACCACAAAAAUAAUCUAGUCCAACCCCCUGCAAUGCAGGAAUCUUCCAGGUCGUGACAGAAGAAAGGAAGGGUAGAAAUGUAAGGGGGGAUUGGGGAAUUGUUCGCUCCGGCGAACAGGGUAAGAAAGAGGGAGCUUUUCCCGCCUGCGGAGCCCUUUAAAAGGCGUGGCCCCGCCCCGACCAACCUCAUUGGCUGGUCGUGGGGUGACGCAGGCGGGGACCUACCAUCACGUAGGGGCUGAGCUUGCAGCCCCUACGCGACGGUACAGUCGGGCAGCCCACAACCCCACCUCCGACGCAGGCGCGGAAGUGGCUUUCUCAUAACUAUGAUUAAGAAAAAGAACACUAAUACCCAGCUAAAAGCCUAUAAAUUUGCACCCAUGGUGUAGAGAAAAGUGAAUGUAGAUCAUUUCUUCCCCCUCCUAGAAAACUGGAACUCUGUGCCAUUAAAUCGGAAGCAUUUCCUCACAUAACACACAAUUUAUGGAAGGUGUGUAAAAAGAUUAGGCACAUUAAUGGGGGGGGGUAUAUGGUCUCCCCACACAUGUCGGUUUUGCCCUUAGUUAGAGCAUCAGCUUCAGAGGCAGCCUGCCACUGUCCACCAGAUGCCAGGGAGGAACAGCGAGAAAGGCCUCACGUCUCGCUUGCAGGCUUCCCAGGGGCACGGUGGCCCCUGUGAGAAACAGGAAGCCAAACUCAAUGGGCCUUCAGUCUGAUCCCGUGAGAGCUCUCUUCUUGUGCUCUCUAUAAUGACAAGAACUGAUCAUUGUUGCCUCUGCUUUAGAUACAU
Zootoca vivipara (common lizard) is the source of this 12045-nucleotide messenger RNA. RefSeq names its product coiled-coil and HOOK domain protein 88C (gene CCDC88C). Gene Ontology annotation, cellular component: cytoplasm; centrosome. Lineage: Eukaryota; Metazoa; Chordata; Lepidosauria; Squamata; Lacertidae. Gene Ontology annotation, biological process: cytoplasmic microtubule organization; cytoskeleton-dependent intracellular transport. Gene Ontology annotation, molecular function: microtubule binding; dynein light intermediate chain binding. The record is from RefSeq and is a predicted model, not a curated record.